AUCAAUAUUAGAAAAUUUAUUUAAAUCGCUAAUCUAAUUAGAAGUAAUAUUAAAAAUAGUUAAAAUAGAACCUAAUCGAUCAUCAAUACAUCAAGACCAAAGAAGGAUAAAUAGAACACAGUCAGAAAGAAUAAAACAUAUUCCAAUAAUUGAAGAAAAUUUAGAACAAAAAGAGAACGGAAGUAACCAAGUAAUAAAUAAAUAAAAUCUACAACAUGUAAAAAAUCUAGAAAAGAAAAUACGACUAUAAGAAGAGAAUUAGAAUUAGUAAAUUUAAUUAAUAUGGAACAUCUAAAAUAUAAUAUUAGAAAAUUACAAGGAUAUUUAAUAGAAAAUUAUACAACAUCAGCAUGAUGUACGAGAAUUAAAUAUAACAUCCUCAGAUUAUUUAUAUCGAUAUAGAAUUCAUAGGAUAUAUUUGCUUCAGCAAAUUAUUCAAUUAUUAUAACAUAUAAUGGUAAUUGAAAAUACUUAUAAUGAUAAUUAAUUUGACAUUUCCUAUUCAAAAAUUGGUUUUGUAUCAAAGUUUUCAAAAGAGGAUUCCAACUAAACAGAAUUUAUAGGAUAUAUUUGCUUUAUAGAAUAAUUUAAUUAUUAGAAAACAUAAUGAUAAUUGAAUAUACUUAUAAUGAUAGUUGAUUCUAAAUUUUAUAUUUAAAAAUUAAUUUUGUAUCAAGUCUUCAAAAGAGGAUACCAACUAAAUAAUAAAAAUUGAUGUUUUCCAUAAGUCAAAAUAUUUUUUUACAAUAAGAAAAGUAGAAGGACCAAUUAAGAAAUAUAGAAAAAUGAAUAUUCUGUUAACUUUAAAGGAAUGCACCUAACAUUAAACUUAAGUGAUACCGGGUGCACAAAUAAUAGAAUUCAGUGGUGCCCAACGCCCUAUUCAAAUUUAAGUGAUAUCUCUGCUCCAAUUCUCAAACUUAAGUGGUAUGCACUAUGCAAUGUAUUUUACCCGACAAAAUUUAGGUGCCCCUGGAACACCUUAUGGAACGAUUUUGACCGCUCCCAAAAAAGCAAUCCCAAUUUUUACGUCUUUUUCAUUCUUCCUUCUCGUAAUCCAGUAUUUACGUUCACGAGGCCAGUCAUAAUAAGAUUCAAGAAACAACUCAUACCUCUUGUUGUGAACCCUCUAUACAAAAUUCUCUUAGCGAAAGACAUUAAAUCUCUCUCAGAAAUUACUUCCACCAUUGUUCCCCAUCUAUAACUAUUGACCUUGGUUAUAUACAGUUAGUUGUUCGAUGACCUUUUUGUUAUUUUGUUCUCUUUCCCUACUCACGUUACUUAUGUUGAUGGGUUGUAUAUAAGGGUUUUUACCUAGGAGUUGUAGAGCGUUGCGGCUACAGAACUACAACGAGAAUAAUAAUCGCUUGAGAUCGUUCUCCGUGGAGUAAGGUCGAUCACCACGAUCGGCAAGAACCACGUAAACGUUGUGUCUUCUUCUUUCCGCAUUAUCGUAUUUUACAUGGUAUCAGAGCCUGGUUGAUUGAUUCCAGCUGAUUCGGAGAAUAUGGGGGACGAAAAUAAGGAUUCCAAAGGCGGGCUCCUGCAUACCGGCGGUAGCAGCUCCGACCAAGAUAUCCUGCUCUCUUCCCCACUUUAUCUUCAUCCGUCUGAAGACCCUGCAUGUCUGUUUGUAGUAGAUCUUCUCUCGGACUCUAAUUACGGAGAAUGGGUAAACGAUAUGAUGGAAACUCUAAUCUCCAAGAACAAAUUAACCUUUGUGAAUGGCUCUCUUCCACGCUCUGCUGCAGGUCCUGGGACUCGAGUGGAUGCCUGGGAUCGUUGUGAUGCCACCGUGAAGGGGUGGUUGAACACGGCCAUGAUCCGAGAAGUCCGAAAUAGCGUGCGAACGACCUCUACUGCUCGCGAUAUUUGGGUUGAUUUACAGCAGCGCUUCGGCGAAGGAUCCUCACAGCGCUCUUAUAAGAUUCAGCGGCAAAUCAGUGCCCUACGUCAGGACAAGCUUAGUGUAUCGGCUUUUUAUACGAAGCUUUGGGGUCUUUGGGACGAGAUGUAUACUAUUAGCAAUACCCCUCGUUGCACAUGUAGUGGAUUCACGUGCGGUGGCUGUCGUUGUGAUUUGGCCAAGCAACUUCGUGACCAGCAAGAGACCACUCACCUUUUUGAGUUUUUUGUUGGGAUUGGAUGAUACCUUUUCCGUGGUACGGUCCCAAAUCCUCAGCAUGAAACCUGUCCCAUCUCUUGCUGAGGCUUAUUCUCUUGUUUCGGCAGAGGAGCAACAUAGGAAAUUACUAGUGGGCGUCGACCAAUUGUGGACACGGCGGCUUUUCAAGCUGAAAAUUAUCUCCGUGACGCUAAUGAUUGUCGUGACUCCUUUGAUAAACCCCGAUGUUCACA
Linum trigynum is the source of this 2358-nucleotide messenger RNA. The record is from the annotation of a GenBank genome assembly. Lineage: Eukaryota; Viridiplantae; Streptophyta; Magnoliopsida; Malpighiales; Linaceae.